ACUUUCUUAUCCCUCUUCCUUGACUCAGCUUCGACGCGUAAACAGCAUCGUAUGUUAACUUCGACAAAAUUUCACACUACUCCAAGAAGAGACCCGAGAAACGCAACAUGACCGAAACAGUUCUUGUGUUCGGCGCUUCUGGCAACGUUGGCGUGGCCGCCAUCAUCGGUGCUCUGAGCGCCAAUCGCCAUGUCAUCGCCGUUGUACGAAACCAGUCCAGUGCAGAGAAGAUGUUCAAACAAGUUGGAAGACGUGAGAGCAUCACUGUUGUUGAAGCAGAUAUAACCUCAGAAGAGUCGGUAAAGAGUAUCGUCGACCAAGUCCGUAGAGAGAUCCUUCCAUCCUUCCAGCACGUCUGGGCAUCACCCGGCGGAAUUUAUUGGGAUACUUCAAUUCUCGAUCUUGAAACCUCUGCUAUUCGGGAGGCCAUGACGAUCAACUUUGAGACUUACAUCUUCGCCUAUCGAGCCACCGUUCCCUACCUUCUCGAGCAGGGUUUUACGGGCAGUACCUGGACGAUGUGCACAGGAGGCUCAGGCGAUACGGGCUAUCGUGUCGCUCCGGCUGUGACACAAGGGGCGCUCUUCAGCUUUGCCGUCGCGGCUGCUCGUGAUAACGAGAAGACAAACAUCCGAUUCAACGAAGUCUAUCUCGCUUAUCGUGUACAAUUCGAAGUGGAAACGGGGAACCAGACCUUUGCAGGGAUCCAUAUGACAACUUCCAAAGACUUUGCGCCUUUGUACGAAAAGCUCUUGGAUAGAGCUGACAUAAGGAGCAGCCGCGUGAAAGCUCUGUCCCCUGAGGAUGUUCUGAAGCUUUCUUAUGAGAAGAAGUUCAGCGAUUGAUAAGAGGCUUCUGGGAAUCAUAUGGCACCAUGAACGGCAACAUAGACAUGAUUGAUAUGAUCACCGAGGCUAGUUAGGCCCUGCCUAGAGGUAUCUUUGAACUUAAUAGAGUACCAAACAAUCUCUUUAGAGAAACAUCACACAAAUUGACGUUGACUCU
Colletotrichum destructivum is the source of this 1005-nucleotide messenger RNA. RefSeq names its product Putative short-chain dehydrogenase/reductase SDR, NAD(P)-binding domain superfamily. The transcript has 3 exons. The coding region runs from base 108 to 845 and encodes 245 amino acids. The record is from RefSeq and is a predicted model, not a curated record. NCBI's taxonomy places the organism in Eukaryota, Fungi, Ascomycota, Sordariomycetes, Glomerellales, Glomerellaceae.